AUGAGUGGUAUCAAAACACAAACUGUUCAGAUAGUUCCAAAGCUGAGAAGUGGUUAUUAAUAAGAAAACAAUUUGUAGGAAGCUAAUAAGAUUACUAAAAAUGUAAUUGAGCAUUAUGACGCAAGAGAUUUGAGAUUGCAGGAUUUACAGGAUUGCUAAAAAGUUUACAAAGUGAUUAAAAAGGAGACCACUACAAAGUGGAUUUUAUUAUCAAAAUUGGAUGAGUGCAGAGCAUAAAUAAAAUUAGAAUUAUAAUAUUUAAAAACAUUAGUGAUUUAUGUACAGAACAAUAGACAUGGAAUGAAUAAAUAACAAUAGCUAGAAUUGAAUUAAUUAUAGAUACUCCUAAAUAUCUUUGAGACAUAUGUAGACCAGGUGGAAAACAAUACGUAUGAUAAGAAAGAAAAACUCAAACGCCUUAAAUCAUCUGAAUUUGAUGACAAAUAAAAAACCAUCAAUGAAUGGAAAAAAUAGAUUAAUAAAAAUGAUAUCCUCUUAGAUAAAAUGUAACCAUCCAUUUCAGAAUGGAAAUAGAUCCCAUUAAAGCUUUUAGACGAAGUUCUAACUUCAUCCUAUGAUCUAAAACUUAAAUUAUUACAAGAACCAGAUAGUAUCAGUUCUGAUAGAACUUUGAAAUACUAAAAUUUGAUACAGGAACUUAGAAAGAAGUUGAAUCUUGAUUAAUACAAGAGAAGUAGAAACCAAUUCGAUGAAUUCCAAUAAAUAAUUGACAAUUUCAAUUAUCACAUUCCAAAAUUAUAAGAAAUGAAUCAAUUAAAUUUGGCUUAAUUGAAGGAAAUGAAAAGAAAACUUAAAAACAAAUCUAAAUCCAAUAUUAGUCAGAUGAACUCUACCAAGUCCUCUCCUAGAAAGGAGGAAUCUACACUUCAACAAAGCGAAGUCGAUAAUUAUUUAUAACAAUACUAGAAAGAAAAACAAAGAAUAAGUAGAAUAGACAAAGCACAAUAUAAAUAGAAUAUCAAAGAAUCUUAGAGGGAAGUUUUCAUAGCCAAAAACAAUUAAGGCUCCAUUCAAAAAUUACACCAGAGCUUUGAUAUCAAUAAAUUGAAUACAAGUAAGGGACAUAGAGAAUACAUAAUCUCAAUGAUUGAUGGAUAAUUAUUGAAACCCUACACUCCAUUAGUUAGAUUAAGAAAAGAGGAUUCCAGAGAAACAUGUCAAAAUUCUCAUAUCAAUGAAACCUAAUCCAGAAAAUUGAGUCUUAGAAAUGCUUCUCCUUAAUCCUUCGUGGAUAGAAUAUCAUAAAAGAUCAAUGAUGUUACCACUUGUGAAGAGGAUGAUACUUAUUCAAAAAUGGAAUUCCCUGAACUCCAUUUGUCAAGAUAGUAAGGUUAUAUAAGCAAAUAAAACCAUAAAUUCGUAAAACAAUAAUAUAAUCAAAAAUUUAUCUAGAAAGUCAAUAACAAUGAAGUUAAACUAGUGAAACAAUGCUAAGAUUUCUACACUACUAGGAUGAAAUUCAAUGAUAAAUUCACCUAAUUGGUUUCAACCUUACAUAAGGAUCGCCCUUUAACUUCCAGCAUAAGAUCAAGGUCUUUUACAGCAAAUUAGAAUUAGAGAUAAGAGAAAAUCUAAAAAUUAAGAAAAGUUGCUGAAAAAGCACGCCAGAAUUUCUUUUUUCGAAAUAAGGAGUAAAGAGAAUGGCAUUAAAAUUUGGUUCAUGAUUUUAAAUUAUCUGAUGCAACUACUUAAUAUAUUUUGGAAUAAUUGUAAUACAUUCUUGAAGAGGGAUUGUUCAUAUAAGUUGAUGACAUUAUAAACAUGGUACAACAAAUUGAAGAAUCAUCUGAAAUGAAAGUGACUUCAAAAAGUUGUCAACUUCUUAAUACAAUUUUCAACUACUUUGGAAUAUAAAUCUCUGAAUUAAAUUAACAUAAGAAAUUUAAGAACUUCCAUUCUUAUAUUGAUUGA
This is a messenger RNA of Paramecium tetraurelia, 1932 nucleotides long. RefSeq lists its product as uncharacterized. The transcript is spliced from 5 exons. The record is from RefSeq and is a predicted model, not a curated record. NCBI's taxonomy places the organism in Eukaryota, Ciliophora, Oligohymenophorea, Peniculida, Parameciidae.